This is a messenger RNA of Prunus dulcis (almond), 3835 nucleotides long. Its product is annotated as calcium-transporting ATPase 10, plasma membrane-type. The record is from RefSeq and is a predicted model, not a curated record. Gene Ontology annotation, biological process: calcium ion transmembrane transport. Lineage: Eukaryota; Viridiplantae; Streptophyta; Magnoliopsida; Rosales; Rosaceae. Gene Ontology annotation, cellular component: intracellular membrane-bounded organelle; membrane. Gene Ontology annotation, molecular function: calmodulin binding; ATP hydrolysis activity; P-type calcium transporter activity. Bases 259 to 3501 code for a protein of 1080 amino acids. The transcript is spliced from 35 exons.
CUUGUACGUAAAUGCUGUAUCCAGUAUCCAAGUCGCCUGAGUUGGAAAAUUGCAUGCUUUUACGUGCGAUUCUUAAAGAAGAAUAAAUACAUAUAUGCUAGAUUAUAUAUUGGAAAGAAGGAGACGCCAUCUCAUAAGAACUCAAAUCUUCUUGGUGAUGGUGAUGCAGAUAUUUUGAUCAUCAACGACGUUGUUUUCUCUGAAGAUAAAGUGCAUUCCUCUGAAUAUUCUGCCAAUUAGUUUUUGGUUUUGUGAAACAUGAGUCAAUCAAGAGGCUCGCCGUAUAGACGACGUACAGAUUUGGAGGGCGGACUCCGUCAGGCCGGUGACUCGGACGAUGAAGAGUCUUCAUCAAGUACUUUUUUCAUUGCCAGAACUAAGGAUGCUUCUAUUGACCGCCUCAAGCGUUGGAGGCAAGCGGCACUUGUGCUGAAUGCUUCUCGUCGAUUUCGAUACACCUUAGACUUGAAGAAGGAAGAAGAAAAGCAGCAGACACUGAGGAAGAUUAGAGCACAUGCACAAGCCAUACGAGCUGCAUAUCUUUUCAAAGAGGCUGGAAACCAACAAGUGAAUGGAAUUGUACCACCGAAACCAAGUUCUGCUGGCGAUUUUCCAAUUGGACAGGAGCAACUAGUUUCGGUGACGAGGGAUCAUAAUUUUCCUGCUCUGCAACAAUAUGGGGGGGUCAAAGGGCUGGGAGAUUUAUUAAAAACAAAUCUAGACAAGGGAAUUCAUGGAGAUGAUGCUGAUUUACUGAAACGUAAAAAUGCAUUUGGAACAAACACGUAUCCUAAAAAAAAAGCAAGGAGUUUCUGGACAUUUCUCUGGGAAGCUUGGCAAGAUCUUACUCUGAUAAUUUUGAUGGUAGCUGCAGUGGCUUCCUUAGUGCUGGGUAUAAAGACAGAGGGUAUAGAUGAUGGUUGGUAUGAUGGGGGCAGCAUUGCUUUUGCAGUUAUCCUUGUUAUUGUUGUCACAGCCAUAAGUGAUUACAGACAAUCUCUCCAGUUCCAGAAUUUAAAUGAGGAAAAGAGAAAUAUACAGUUGGAGGUCAUUAGAGGUGGCAGACGAGUUGAGGUCUCAAUUUAUGAUCUUGUUGUUGGUGAUGUUGUUCCCCUUAACAUCGGUGAUCAGGUCCCUGCUGAUGGCAUUUUAAUAAGCGGUCACUCACUUGCGAUAGAUGAGUCAAGCAUGACAGGAGAGAGCAAGAUUGUUCGUAAGGACUCCAAGGAACCAUUUCUAAUGUCUGGCUGCAAAGUAGCAGAUGGCAAUGGUACUAUGCUGGUAACCAGUGUUGGGGUUAAUACUGAAUGGGGAUUGCUCAUGGCUAGUAUUUCAGAAGAUACUGGUGAAGAAACCCCUUUGCAGGUGCGCUUAAACGGGGUGGCUACUUUUAUUGGAAUUGUCGGACUCACAGUAGCUUUUGCUGUCUUGGUUGUCCUAUUGGUCAGAUACUUUACUGGCCAUACAAAAAAUGCAAAUGGAACUCCUCAGUUUGAGGCCGGAAAGACUAAAUUUGGAGAUGCCAUAGAUGGAGCCAUUAAGAUUGUUACUAUAGCAGUCACCAUUGUAGUGGUUGCCGUUCCCGAAGGGCUUCCCUUAGCUGUUACCUUGACGCUUGCCUACUCGAUGAGAAAAAUGAUGGCAGAUAAGGCCUUGGUACGAAGGCUUUCUGCAUGUGAAACAAUGGGUUCUGCCACAACUAUAUGCAGUGACAAGACUGGAACCUUAACUUUGAACCAGAUGACUGUGGUUGAGGCUUUUACUGGUGGGAAGAAAAUUGAUAUCUCUGACAAUAAGUCAGACUUGUCUCCAAUGCUAUCAGCUUUGCUUAUUGAAGGCAUUGCACUGAAUACAACUGGCAGUGUUUAUGUGCCUGAGACUGGUGGUGAUAUAGAAGUUUCUGGUUCACCAACUGAAAAGGCAAUUCUGCAAUGGGGAAUCAAGCUUGGAAUGAAUUUUGAAGCCAUCAAGUCUGAAUCUUUGGUUCUUCAUGUGUUCCCAUUCAACUCUGAGAAAAAGCGAGGUGGCGCUGCUGUUAAAUUGCCCAAUUCUGAAGUUCAUAUACACUGGAAGGGGGCUGCUGAAAUAGUAUUGGCCUCAUGUACAAAGUACCUUGAUGCAAAUGAUCAGUUGGCAGCAAUGGAUGAUGACAAGUCAAUGAUGUUCAGGGAGUCCAUUGAGGAUAUGGCUGCUCGCAGUUUGCGUUGUGUCGCUAUUGCAUAUAGAUCAUAUGAAUUAGAAAGCGUUCCGACUGAUGAACAGCAACUAGCUCUGUGGGCAUUGCCUGAUGACGACCUUGUUCUGCUUGCUAUUGUUGGUAUUAAGGAUCCUUGUCGGCCAGGGGUUAGAGAUGCAGUGCAACUAUGCCAAAAAGCUGGUGUUAAGGUGCGCAUGGUUACGGGCGACAAUGUUCAAACUGCAAAAGCAAUUGCUUUGGAAUGUGGCAUACUUACUUCUGAUUCAGAUGCUACUGUGCCAAAUCUCAUCGAGGGAAAAGUUUUUCGUGACCUUUCUGAUGGGCAGAGAGAAGAGUAUGCUGAGAAGAUUUCGGUGAUGGGGCGGUCUUCCCCCAAUGACAAGCUUCUGCUUGUGCAAGCAUUGAGGAGAAGGGGACAUGUUGUUGCUGUUACAGGAGAUGGCACUAAUGAUGCUCCUGCACUGCAUGAGGCCGACAUUGGUCUUGCUAUGGGUAUUCAAGGGACUGAAGUUGCCAAAGAGAGUUCAGAUAUCAUCAUAUUGGAUGAUAAUUUUGCUUCAGUUGUGAAGGUUGUUAGAUGGGGUCGAUCUGUAUAUGCAAAUAUUCAGAAAUUCAUCCAAUUCCAGCUUACAGUCAAUGUUGCAGCACUAAUUAUAAAUGUCGUGGCAGCGAUUUCCUCUGGUGAUGUUCCACUAAAUGCUGUUCAGCUUCUGUGGGUGAAUCUUAUCAUGGAUACUCUUGGAGCACUAGCGUUGGCUACUGAGCCUCCUACAGAUCACUUGAUGGACAGAACCCCUGUUGGUCGAAAAGAGCCUCUUAUAACAAAUAUAAUGUGGAGGAACUUGUUGGUUCAGGCUUUCUACCAAGUCAUCGUCCUGCUUAUCCUCAACUUUCGUGGGAUAAGUAUACUGCGUUUGACACAUGAUCCCAACAGAGACCAUGCUAACAAGCUGAAGAAUACACUGAUAUUCAAUGCCUUCGUCCUUUGUCAAAUUUUCAAUGAAUUCAAUGCUCGAAAGCCUGAUGAGUUUAAUAUAUUCAAAGGAAUUACUAAGAACCGUCUCUUUAUGGGAAUAGUGGCAAUAACACUUGUACUUCAGGUUAUCAUCGUCGAGUUUCUGGGGAAGUUUACUAAAACAGUCAAACUUGAAUGGAAUCAUUGGCUCAUUUCUAUUGUUAUUGCCUUUAUCAGUUGGCCACUUGCUGUUGUUGGGAAAUUGAUACCUGUUCCCGAAACUCCAUUCUUCAAGUAUUUCACAAGAAGAUUUCAUCGGCGAAAAAAGAGUCCAGAGGUUAGUCAGUAGGAAGUGUGGAGGUGUACAGCAGUUACAUCAACAGCUUUCGUAGUUUUCUGUAUCUGCAUUUUCCCUUUUUUUGGCUAACACGACGAAUCAUAUUUCACAGAAAUCACAAACUAAUCUUUUGUUACGUAGGACAUAUAUUUGCAGUAAUUCAGCUUUUCAAAGAAGACAUAGUUGGUUUGGUCUCUGAUGACCGGAUUUCACUUGUGCAGUUUUUAUCUACUUAGUGAUUUGUGUUUUUAUAGUUUGACAUGUUUUGGGAUGAUGGAUUUGUUUAUAUGCAAAGAAAUAUCGCAACCUUGCUUUUUUACAUUUUGGGAAAGUGUAAUGGUUCAAA